UUGUACCACUAAGUUAAAGUGGUUCUCGUGAAAAUUGAGAGCAAAUUUAAUAUUUAUUAGAUUAUUUGAAGUUAAAGUGGUUCUCGCCGCCUCACGCUUCACUCUCGCCGUUCACCAACACUCUCGCCUCUUCACUCUCACUCUCUCUCACUCUCACGUACGAGAUUGGGGAAUGAAUCGGUUUUUGUGUUUUGAUACAUACCUUCCACGUGCUCAUUUCGAAGAUCUACUUUCACAAAUUGCUUUUGUAGUGGUUUCCAUUUUUAUUAAUUGGCUGAUAUGUAAAUGUAAAUGCAAAUGCAAAGUUAAUUUGUUACGGCAAUAGUUAAUGGCUUAAUGCAAUGCUGAUUUGCAAAGGUGAGGCUUUGUCCUUCAUUGCUAAUUUGAUCAGAAUCUUCAAUUGCUUCAACAAAUGUAUCACACUCUCUUUGUAGUUAAUUUAUUACAAAGAAUGGCAAUAGUUGAUGCAAUGCUGAUUUGCGAAAGUUAAUUUAUUACAAAGAAUGGCAAUAAUUGAUGCAAUGCUGACCUGCAAAGGUGACACACCAUUGAAGGUGGUUGUCUUUAAUACAAAGAGGAAGAACAGCAACAAGUUAGUGAUAUGCUGAUUUGCAAAGCUAAAGUUCAUCUACAUUACACUGCUGUUGUUGGCCAGCAUUGCGGCACCUACUGUGUGCACCACUACCCUUCCUCUAAAACGGGUCAUUCCACUAAAGCACCGCAUUAAGAUUGACACAUUGAUAGCUCGCGACAGAGUUCGCCACUCAAGAAUCUUGGGCGGUGUUGGCGUCAACUUCCCAGUCCAAGGGAUUGCUGAUCCAAACUCCUUUGGUCUCUAUACCACAAAACUAAAGCUUGGAUCUCCACCAAGGGAGUUUACGGUUCUGAUUGACACCGGAAGUGACGCUCUAAUGGUUAACUGUAAUCCUUGUACUGGUUGCCCUCAUUCCAGUGGACUUGGGAUUGAACUCAAUUUUUUUGACACAACUAGUUCAUCCACGGCCGCACUAGUACAUUGCUCAGACCCGAUAUGCUCUCCCACGGUUCAAGGGGUGGCUAGUAGUUGCUCUCAUAAGGAUAAGCAUAAUCAGUGUAGAUACGUCUUUAAGUUUCAAGAUAACAGUGCUGCCUCCGGUUUUUAUUUAUCUGAUAACAUGUAUUUUGACACGACAAUCGGGCAUUCUUCUCCGACUAGUGUUAGCUCUUCAGCCGCUGUUCUUUUUGGGUGUAGCACCGAUGUAUCUGGAGGUUUGACCAAGACGGCAAGAGCGUUUGAUGGAAUCUUUGGGUUUGGCCCUAAUGAUGUAUCAGUUGUAUCACAAUUGUCAUCACAAGGAAAAACACCCAAUGUUUUCUCUCACUGUUUGAAAGGAGAUGGCAAUGGAGGAGGAAUUCUAGUUAUUGGUGAAAUUUUGGAGCCCAAUACUGUUUAUAGUCCAAUGGUUCCAUCGCAGUUUCAUUAUGUCUUGAAUCUCCAAAGCAUUUCUGUCAAUGGAAAUCUCCUUUCAAUUAAUCCAGCCGUAUUUGUAACACCACACGACAAAGGAAUUGUAGUUGACAGCGGUACAACAUUGGCAUAUCUUGCUCAAGAAGCUUAUGAUCCUCUUGUUAAUGCCAUAACUACUGUUGUAUCACAACUUGGCAGUCCCGCUAUUUCACAAGGAAGUCCUUGCUAUCUGGUUUCAACCAGUAUAGAUAUUUUUCCUUCGAUCACCUUUCACUUUGCUGGUGGAGCGCCCAUGGUUCUAAAACCAGCACAGUACCUUGUGCACAAUGAUUUCUUGUUUGCUUCAACGUGGUGCAUUGGUUUUCAAAAAACACAGGGUGAGCCUUCAAUAUUAGGAGAUCUUGUCUUAAAAGAUAGGAUAAUUGUUUAUGACUUGGAUAAUCAACGCAUAGGAUGGACCGACUAUGAUUGUUCUAUGCCUGUCAACGUCUCUAUGACCCUGAGGAAGGAUAAAAAAAUAAAUCCAAGAGCAAAACGAUCGGGGGCCAGCAGCUCAGAGAUAAGGAUUCUCUAAAUAUUAUUACAUGUAACCUUUGUAGCUUUUCUUAUGCACGUAUUAUAUUCUUCGUGAAGGAAAGAUAUGAUAUAACUUGUGCUAGAAAUAAAUAAUUUAGGAAUGUUUGUACACUUUCAUUUGAAAAGUUUGGGAGGCUAAUGAAACAAAUGACUAGGAUGAGGGGAUAUGUAAAGAGAGUUGAAAUCAACAUUGUCAGCAAUCUCUCAUUGAAUGAAUCCAACCGCAUAAAAUAUUGUAAUGUGCCAGAUUAAUUUUAUUUGUUAUGCUAUAUGACCCACUCUUGUGAUUACUAUAUCAA
Messenger RNA from Cicer arietinum (chickpea), 2322 nucleotides. RefSeq names its product aspartic proteinase 36. Gene Ontology annotation, biological process: proteolysis. The record is from RefSeq and is a predicted model, not a curated record. Gene Ontology annotation, molecular function: aspartic-type endopeptidase activity. Lineage: Eukaryota; Viridiplantae; Streptophyta; Magnoliopsida; Fabales; Fabaceae.